UAUUCCCUCCUCUCAAGUAUAAUCUAAAAUUUUGGCGUUAACAAACACGUCACUGAUAUAAAAACCUAGAAACCCUAGUGGUCACUUUCGCUAGAGACCGUGCCCAAUGGCGAUGGAAAGAAAAACCCAACUCGUGGAGGUGAUGCAGACAGAGAUUCUAGCGAGAUUGCCCUUGAAAACCAUCUCCAGAUUCAAAUCAGUCAGCAAGAAAUGGAAAUCAACCCUGGAAUCUGUGUUUUUCCGCCGUCUUUUUUUAUCUCUGCACCAAAACUCCUCGUGGUCGCUCAUGUACGGAGAAAAAGAACUUAUAGGGUUCCAUGAAUGCAAAACAUUGGAUCUUCCAAAAUCGCCAGCAUCACUCAUCCCACCGCCUUUCAAACGCUAUGAUAUCGGUGAUUGCAACUAUAAGUGCUCGUCCAGUGGAUUGGUUCUGCUUACAGACGGAUCUGACAAAGCUUACUGCUACGUUGGGAAUCCAGUUACACAGCAAUGGAUCAAAAUCCCUCCACCUCCCUCUGAUCCUAAAGGUGAUUCUACCUUAUUUGGUUUAUUGACUCGCUUGGACCAGGACGGUGUCGUUUUGAGUUUUGAAGUGGUUAGGAUAGCUUCUUACAAAAGAACAAAUGAUUAUCUCUCGAGUGACUUGAGCGUGUUACUGUAUUCCUCCGAGACAGGGAUCUGGACUUCUAAAGUGAUUCACUCUCCUAUUCUAAUCGGCGACGUGUCUAAUAUCAACCUGAACGGUACGAUUUACUUUGGUUGUCUGAGUGUGCCUGGAAACCUCCUAGCUCAUGAUUUCUAUUCUGAAUCCGAUCAAUUCCGGGUUGUUCAAUUACCGGACUAUCCAGAUCACAACAAGGACUACAAACGGACCUUGACUACAUCAGCAGGCUUUGUUGUGUACGUCAGAGCACUAGCAAAAAAGGAAGAAACUGUUUUGAAGAUCUGGAGGCUGAACAAUGAUGACGACGACACUUGGCAUCUUUUGUGGGAAGUAGGCUUCCCGAUUACCGGUAACUAUGUACCCAUGGCAAUGCAUCCAUUUGAUGUCGGUACUGUCUAUCUGUGGAGUCAACGGAAUCAUCAUUUGGUAUCAUGUAACUUGCGGAAACGAGACUACACACUCCUGGGGGAUGCAGCUGAUGAUUGUUUCAUUGACCAGUCUGUUUGUAAGAAGAGUGUGGAUGAGUUAUGGUUUCCGAGAUCAUUUUCAGUUUUAGAGGAACAAGACUUGAGCUUUAGAGUUUGUAUCUGGUUAUUCCAAUUCGUGAUCCCCCGGUGGAUGGAAUCGGUGCCUCGUCCUCCCCAAGCUGAGAUUAUAGAUACGACUUCACUGCUUUCUCACGCUACUGCAACACAUGAGAGAAUGAUGAGGGAACGUGAAAACUAUGACUACUCUUGGUACGCGUGUUGAUAUCAGUAUGUUUCUUUAUGCGAUGUUAUUGUUCUAUGAUGAUGUUUCAAACUAUACUUUCUUUGAUUUUCUUUCCAGAAUUCUAUAGAACACUUUUAAUUAUCUUAACCCUACAAACUAGUUUUG
This is a messenger RNA of Raphanus sativus (radish), 1540 nucleotides long. Its product is annotated as F-box protein At3g26010-like. The record is from RefSeq and is a predicted model, not a curated record. Gene Ontology annotation, molecular function: protein binding. Lineage: Eukaryota; Viridiplantae; Streptophyta; Magnoliopsida; Brassicales; Brassicaceae. The transcript has a single exon. Bases 107 to 1414 code for a protein of 435 amino acids.